AUUGGUUACUCUCUAAUGGAAGCACAGAAAUCGAUCAAGAUAGGGAAUUCCUCUGUUCUUUGUGUGCUCUCUUCUCUUACUAUAAUAAUUUGUUUCAACAGCUCUUCUCUAAUCCAAUCAAUCUCAUUAUUUCAGUGGAGGAUACAGGGAUAGGUAUUCCUCCAGAGGCGCAAUCCCGUGUUUUCACUCCUUUCAUGCAAGUGCGCCCAUCAAUUUUUCGAACACAUGGGGGCACAGGUAUUGGGCUAAGCAUAAGCAAAUGUCUCGUUGGCCUCAUGAAUGGGGAGAUUGGAUUUGUAAGCAUACCCCAGGUGGGAUCCACGUUUACCUUUACUGCAGUUUUCAAUGAUGCCUGUUCUACCUCAAAAGAGUGCAAGGGCCAGCAAGUGAAAGGACAAGGUGACUCUGGCACCUCAGAAUUUCAUGGUAUGAAAGCAGUGGUAGUUGACAGAAGACCUCCGUGCCAAUGUAUGAAAGUAUCAUAUCCAGAGGCUUGGUAUUCAUGUUGAGGUAGUUGCAGACUUGAACCAGUGCUUCCACACCAUACAAAGUGGGAAUUGCAGAAUAGAUAUGGUGCUCUUGGAAUGGGAAAUUUGGGAUAAGGACUCUGGUUUGUCAGCAAUCUUUCUGGAUAAAUUGAGGGACAUGAAGCCACGGGUGUCUCCACGGUUGUUUCUUCUAUCUAAUUCUAUCAGCUCUAGUGGGAUGAGUGGUGCGACUACAGAUGCUACUGGUCCAUCUGUGAUCAUGAAGCCUCUAAGGGCUAGUAUGCUGGUAGUGUCUUUACAGCGCAUCAUGGGAGCUGGAAACCGAAUAAGUUGCUCCAAUGGGGAGUCUCCGAGUCUGUCUCUCCGCAACCUUCUCUGUGGCAGAAAAAUCCUAGUCGUGGAUGACAACAAAGUAAAUCUCAGAGUGGCCGAGGCAGCUUUGAGGAAAUAUGGAGCUGAUGUGGUUUGUACGGACAGUGGGGAAAAAGCAAUUGCUUUGCUCAGACCACUGCAUGAUUUUGAUGCCUGCUUCAUGGAUAUCCUGAUGCCAGAAUGGAUGGGUGGUGAUAAUGGAUACGUGCAUCUAAUGGUUCUAUAA
Molecule: messenger RNA, 1086 nt
Organism: Eucalyptus grandis
Lineage: Eukaryota; Viridiplantae; Streptophyta; Magnoliopsida; Myrtales; Myrtaceae
Product: histidine kinase 3-like
Exons: 2
Coding region: 571-1086 (171 amino acids)
Biological process (GO): phosphorelay signal transduction system
Source: RefSeq, a predicted model, not a curated record